UUUACUUAUAAAGAGAACCUCAUUCUCUGAGGCACCAAUUGCAAUUCUUUACUUUCCCUGCCUUCUUCUCUUUUCUUUUCCACACUGUGUGCUGUGCUGUGCUGUAACCGUACGAUCUCAUUCUCAAAUCUCACUCACUUUUUGUCUCUUAGUAGAGAGAAAGAAAUGGACAAGGCUCCAAAAGUGAGGCGUGGAAGCAGUGCGUUCUCAAACUCCAACAAGCGACGACAUAUAUCUAAACAAUCUCGACGACACAAACACAAACUCUUCGCUGUUAUUAGCCGUGGGGACUUUCGAUUCUCGAAGAAGGAAAAGGUGAGAAGCUUGAGUGCCGUCGGAACGGCGUCGUCGAGCUUCCAAAUGGCUUGUAUUAAUGCCUCUGAACGACGAAAAUGCGAACCUCCUUCAACCGUCAUUGCCACCACCAAGAGAUUCAAGCUUCAUAAGAAUUUUCUGAAUGACUCCAACGUUGCCUCUGUUCCACGGAAGCUACGUUCAGCCACGAAGAAACGGGGUCGCGAAUCCAUGUUACUUGAUUCAGAAAAGGUGAAGCAUAAGAUGGAUGGAAUAGAAUCUCUCAAAAAGGAUAGUGUAAAGAAGUCCAAAAAACAAGGAAUGUGGCGUGACUGGUCCCCUAGAGAAGGAGCUUCUGGGGCCAUCACAAAAGAUGAGGAAGAGGUUGCCGAGACUCUCUAUGCCUUGGCUGGAAUGUUCCCUCACAAUGCCUCCAAUCAUAAUAGUACGGAUUUAGAUGGCAAAUCUUUGCCUGAUAAUUCAUCAGUUUUGCAAGACUUGGAGGAUAAUGCUAGUGAUGCUCUUCAAGCCUCAGCAACUGCUCCUGUUGCAAGUCCUAGUUGUCACGAAAGUUCAGCUGGAGAAGCUUCAAAAACCAGUUGGUUGAAUGAAGCUGUUGGUCAAAAACAACCUGAUUUGCCUGAUAGUCCAACGCUCUUGAUGUCAUCUCGUAGCGCUUCUCUAACUAUAAAUCUUCAGACCAUGCCUGUGGCGGUUAAGCAUGAAAAGAGCAGCAAAGUUGCAUUGCAUGACUCUGAGUUAUGUCUAGCAAUGGGACAAUCACGGAUUUCUCAAGUUGAGAGGAAACCAGAUGUGGCAUUUGAAGCGGCAAGAAACGUUGAUUGCAAGCAACAACAGCAUAUGAUCAAGGACCAAAAAGGAAAUGAAGGACUUGCAUUAUGGCCAGGCUUAUCACCAGUGGCACCAGCUGGCCAGGCUUAUCUACAGUCUUCUGCUACUAAAGCUCCUGAUUGGCUGGAAGCUGCAAUCCGUGUCUCCAAAAUGGAUUCCAUGGAAACUUCAACUUGUUCUUCUAGUGGGAGGAUUUUUAUUCCUAAAAGAUCAUGGAAGAGGUGUGCAGCUCAUGUUCACAUCAGUCAUUUAAUCAAGAGUCUAGAGGUGCCAAAAACACAGGUUAUCAAAGAAUCUGAGCUUUUUGGAUGUCAUCAAAUGAGAGAACACGAAGGAUCAAAGCGUGGAGUUCUUUUAGAAGUACACAGCUCAAACAGAAUGAAAAUUGGAAUCACUUCUUCUACUUUGAGGAAUCCACAUGAAAGUAAGAAUAUUAUUCUUCAGCGGCAAAGCCAUUAUCGAGACAUAUCACAGGCUGCUCCAACACCUGUGGUGUAUGGCCCUCAAAAGCAAAAUUUCAACUUCUUGUCCUUGUCAGCAGGAAGUAAUGGGUUAAAGCUAGACAAUAAUUAUAAUAAAAUUGGAAGUAGGUUGGAACCAUUAUCAAAAUUGCAAGUGCCUUAUUUACAGUCAUUAACACCGUUGCAUGGGGGCAUACCAAUUCCCGCGACUCAGAGACAGUAUGCCUCAACUUCUUACCUUGAUCAGCUUUCUGUUGCAGGACCACAGGUUCUGUUGCAGCAACCUCAUUAUUUUGGUAACCCGUUAUAUGGAACUCAUUAUGGUUCGACAGUCUCACAUAAACAAGAACACCAAAGCUUAUGGGGGGUGCAACAAGCAGAACAAGGUAGGUCUACAGUAAAUUUCAAUAUUUUGAGGACCCAGUAUCCUAAUUGGCAAAGUGGAAGGCAUGACUCUUCUGCAUUGAGUCCAUGUGCCCAAGCAAUCCUCCCCUGUUCCCCUGCAUCACAAGAAAUUUUUGGAUCCAAGAUCACUUCAAUCUCCGGGCAACAGAAGCAGCACCUUGCACACUUACAAGACAAAUGGACUAGAGCUUCAUCGUCUCCCUUCAUUGUAUGAAGAAAUUAGAGACAGAAUCACAAGUAGUGGUACAAUAUCGCCACAAAUGCGAUUGUAAAGUGAUGUGCAACCGGAAUACGAUUCAUUGUUUUAUAUUUUCUACUACACUCCCGGCUUUUAGAGCUGAGCCUUUCACAUUGAAAGUAGCACAGAACUUGCAAGCUGCUAUAGAAGAUUGAUCUAGUGGAAUUGCGAGAAAAAAACAAAUGUUAACAGUGUAGCAAGACCUGAAACUUGAAAGUAUCACGCAAAAAUCUUUUCGUUUCCCAGAA
Glycine soja is the source of this 2498-nucleotide messenger RNA. RefSeq lists its product as uncharacterized. The transcript is spliced from 14 exons. The record is from RefSeq and is a predicted model, not a curated record. Bases 166 to 2226 code for a protein of 686 amino acids. NCBI's taxonomy places the organism in Eukaryota, Viridiplantae, Streptophyta, Magnoliopsida, Fabales, Fabaceae.